UCACUUCUAUUUCAAAAGGACCUGUUCAUUGCCUUAGAAUGCCACCUAAAAAGAAGAAGCAGCCUAGAAAUGCAUUUUUCUUCUUUAUGAUGGACUGGAAGAAAGAAAAAGAAGAACAAGGCCAACGUUUCAAAAAUCUUCUUGAGGUGACAGCACUUUGCUCUGAAGACUGGAAACAUUUACCUGAACACAAUGUGCGGAUUUAUAAACAAAUGGAAAAAGAGGCGAAAGGUCAAGACAAGGAUGACAAAGCAAACAAAUUUAAUUCUCUCGGUGUACCCUAUACGCAGAUUGAUAAUGCUAAAAGAGAGCAAGAACUUGCUAAUCAGAAGAUGUACUCUGAUAUUGAUAACAUGUUGGCUGCAUUAGCUACCAAGGAUUGUGAUGGAUCGUCCCUCAAAAAUCAUUGUUUUUACUUGAUUCAUACUAAUGUGUAUUGCUAUUGGGGGGAAAAAAAGAAAUACAUCCCGGCUGAAGUGGCUAUUUCCAAGUUUAACCUGACAAAUGGAGUUUUGGACACCUAUCAUGUCUUCCCUGCCCCCCAUGAUACCAAUGGUGAUAUUCCUUUAGGCUACAGGUAUGAAGUGAAACAAAACACUGAUUCGGUUCAUAAUAUUCCUGACCCAAGGGAUUUUGACCUUGUAGAAAGAGACUGGGAUAAGAUCAGGCGGGAAGUGUUCAACUUUUUGGAGGUGAGGGGGACAACUGGUUUUCCACUAAUAUUCACUAUGAGUGGAGAUGAUGCAAACACUAAUUGCUAUGAGAUGGCAUCCAGAAGUUUUUUGGAAGAUGUGUCAAUUUAUUCUGAUGAGAGUUUCCGUCUCUAUGAUCUCUCCCUCUUUUUCUUUAAGUUCUAUGAAGUGUGCCAGGAUAUGGCAGUCAAAAUGUUUGAUGAUCAGGAGGAAGCUUUCAUUGUUCAGGGUGUUGCGCACCAGCAGUUGAAUAGAGACAUAUACAAUUUCGCUGAAGGAAUCACCUGCGAGUUUCACGCAAAUACUGACCUCUACCACAACUGUAGCAAGUCAUUUGUCCAAAGAUGGGUUUUUUUAAUUUGUGAAUUUUGCUGUAAAGCUAUGCAAAUUAAAUUGGUCCCGGGAAAGCACUGCAUCUCAUCUGCUAAAGUAUCCUUGUCAUACAUGGAUAACGAUUCUAGAAAAAGAUCACAACUAACAGCAAGUGCUGUUAGCAGUGAUUUGAAAAACCUUACCUUAGGGACAAGUCCGCAGAACCCUCCGGCUGGAGCUUGGGGUGGAAGGAUGCAUACCGAGGCUAAGACUCAACCCAUAGACAAAGAGGUUCUUUUUAUUGAUAGAUCAAAAGUCCCAGAUCCUACUCAGAUAAGAGUUCUGCAGACUGGCCAGUCUGCAAAUGUGGUUUCUGAAUUCAUGCCAGAACCAAGUAAUGUCAGGCUUCCCACUACCAGGGGAAGAGGUGAAACAUUAGCUCGGGCCUUGAGCCUUCACAAUGCUGCUGCCAACCCAUCUUUAUCAUCUGAUGAUUUUCCUGCUUUGGGUUCCUCCAGACCAGGACGGCUUGAGAAACCUCUUUCUACAGGAUGGGGGCGAGGUUUCUUGAAGCAGCAGUAACUCCCAACAAAAAUCUUCAAUUUUGCAUUUCAAGUGGUGGACUGUUGUUGAACAUAAUCCUAGGAGUGGACCUUGG
Molecule: messenger RNA, 1662 nt
Organism: Frankliniella occidentalis (western flower thrips)
Lineage: Eukaryota; Metazoa; Arthropoda; Insecta; Thysanoptera; Thripidae
Gene: mael
Product: protein maelstrom homolog
Biological process (GO): piRNA processing; male meiotic nuclear division; spermatogenesis
Cellular component (GO): P granule; nucleus
Molecular function (GO): sequence-specific DNA binding
Source: RefSeq, a predicted model, not a curated record